AUGGCGGUCGCUUUCCUUCCCUCUCCAAAUCCACUCCUUUUUCCUUCUCCUUCCCCUCCAUUUCCUUCCUGCCUUCCUCCCAAGCGCUCCCGCCAUGGACGUCCCGUCCGAGUUCACGCAUCUUCCAGUCCCGGCCAUCCAUUUGGACCCCCCCGGCAGCGUCUGUCCCGGUUGUUUCCAAGCAGCUCCGGUCGGUUAGCACUCAACUUCGCCAUUGGAGUGAAGAGGGAAACUGGUUUCAACUUUGGCAUCUCGGCAUCCAAUCCCUCGUUCAUCUCUCCGAUACACACGGGAGAAGGUGGCGAUCAAUACGACGUGUUCUUGAGCUUUAGAGGCACAGAUACUCGCAAGGAGUUCACCGAUCACCUCUACCACAGUCUGGUCAAUGCAGGGAUUAUGCCGAUUCACGUGUUCAGGGACGAGAACAGCAUCUCCAUUGGCGAGGAAUUUGGGUCACAGAUUCUUGAUGCCAUCUCGCGGUCUAAGAUUUCGAUCCCCAUCAUCUCUGAAAAUUAUGCUUCAAGCAAAUGGUGCCUCCGCGAGCUCAUUCAUAUCAUGGACCACAAGAAAAGCAAGUCACAAGUGGUUUUGCCCAUUUUUUACAAAGUUGCCCCGUCAGACGUGCGCCAUCUAAAAGGAAGUUUUGGAAAGGCAUUCUAUUCCUGUCAAGAGAGUUUUCAUAGGGAAGAUAUCGAGGAAGGGCAGCAAGCACUCGAAGAAGUCAGUUACUUGAAUGGAUGGGAAUCCGAGAAAAUUGCUAACGGGCAUGAGGGAGAACUGAUAAAGCUUGUGGUCAAAACUGUUCUAAGCGAGUUACGGAAACAUUUUCAGCUGGAUGUUCCUAAGCAACUAGUUGGACUUGAUGGUCAUCUGAUGGGAAUUAUGACUUGGAUAGACAGUCCUUCAGUCAAUGCUCGAAUGAUUGGAAUUUAUGGCAUGGGCGGGAUAGGCAAGACAACUCUUGCCAAGUGCAUCUACAAUCAACUCUCAGAUAAAUUUGAGAAGACUAGCUUCCUUCAAGAUGUUCGAGAAACUGUCAAACGCCACGGUAUUGAGUAUCUGCAGAGUAAACUAAUAUCGGAUGUACUACUGAGUGAAAGUGAAGUGUCUAGAGUUGAUGAUGGAAUUAAUAUAAUCAGAUCUGGUUUCAAAGAAAAGAAAGUUCUCAUUAUUUUGGAUGAUAUAGAUCAUAAGGAUCAACUCGAUGCUUUGACUAGAGAACAUAAUUGGUUUAUGGCAGGAAGUUUGAUAAUUGUUACAACUAGAUAUGAAGCCGUUCUUGAUCAAUCUGAAUUUGAGGUAGAAUACAAGUAUGAAUUGAGAGAAAUGGAUGAGGUGCAUUCUUUGCUUCUAUUUAAAAGACAUGCAUUCCGUAUGGACCAUUCUUCUAGUGAUUUUGAGGUUAUCUCUCGUGAUAUCAUAUCCACCAUGGGUGGGCUUCCUUUGGCUCUUCGGGUUAUGGGUUCAUACUUGUAUGGAGAAACAGAUCAAAAAGUUUGGAAUGAUGUCCUGAACCAAUUAAAAGAAAAACCACAUAAAGAUGUCCAGAAGAUAUUGAGGAUAAGCUAUGAUGCAUUAGAAGAAGGACAAAAGGAGAUUUUUCUCGACAUUGCUUGUUUUUUUAUUGGCAAGGAGAGUAAAUUCGCCAUGUACAUGUGGGACGACUGUGGGUUUUAUGCAAGUAAAGGAAUUCGAGAAUUAAAGCUGAGGUGCUUAAUAAAAAUUGGAGAUGAUGGUGAGUUUAUGAUGCAUGAUCAACUAAGAGAUCUUGGAAGAAGUAUUAUUUGCCAAGAAGGAUCAACAGAGAAACGUAGCAGACUAUGGCACAGCGAGGAAGCAUUCGAGAUACUAAUGGAAAAAAAGGGAACCGAAAGGAUCCAGGCAAUUUGUCUCGACAAGUACCCUAAUUCUCGCCGCCAAGACCCAUCAUUGGAUUACGGGCGUGCUGACCUCCAGACAUACACAAAUGAACAGUUUAAAGACUUACGGACCUUAAGGUUCCACCAACUGAGGCGGGCGGAUCUAAAUGGAGACUUUGUCGAGCUGUUUUCUGAAUUAAGAUGGCUUCAGUGGUUUGGCAUUAAAAACGAUUUGCCCUUUUCGGCAACCAAUUUGCAUCUGCCGAAGUUAGUGGUGCUGCAUUUGUUUGACGAGGCGAUCACAGAAAAUUGGGGAGGAUGGAGUUCAAUCAAGGCGGCAAAGCGGCUGAAAGUUCUCGACCUUAGAUCUUGUUGUGAUAUUAGAUGUAUUCCGGAUCUCUCGGCUUUAACAGAAUUGGAGAUUCUCAUUUUGGAAAACUGCUCCAAGUUGGAGCAAGUCGACCCUUCUAUUGGCAAAGUUAAGAGCCUCGUUUCCUUGGACUUGACUAACUGUCCCCGCCUCAAGGAGCUGCCAGACGAACUGGGCGAAUUAGAAGAACUAAAGCAACUCACUUUAGAUCGUGCCGGUAUUACUAAGAUUCCUACGUCAAUUGGUUCUCUGAGGAAGCUGGAGAUACUAAGUGCCAGCCUUUGUGAUUCAUUGAGAGAAAUCCCCAGCUCAAUUGGGGAUUUACAAAAUUUGCAACACCUGAACAUGAGUUAUUCGAAGAUUGAAAAGUUAGCCAGUGCUAUUGGAAGGCUGAAAAAACUGCGAACGCUAAAUCUGCAAUAUUGUGAACUGCAGGAAAUUCCAAGUGAAAUUGGUGACUUGUUUUCCCUUGAGAUUCUCAAAAUCGGUGGACCAAUAUCUGACCUGCCAGAAAGCUUCCGAAAUCUUUCUUCUCUCCAACAACUUAGCCUAAGGUACUGUCACGAGCUCGGAUCUUUGCCAGAGCUUCCUUCCUCCUUAAAAUCUCUGGUUCUCUCUUUUAACGGUCCUAGGUUGCCACAGCUUUCUUACCUAAUCGACCUAGAGUUACUUGUUCUUACUGGAUGCCAUCACCUUGAAUACAUCCCGGAGCUUCCCUCAAGACUAGUGAACCUUUAUGUUGACUAUUUUCCUAAGCUGUUAUCGCCAAGGCUUGAUGGAUUCAAGUACUUGGAAGUGUUGUCAAUAGAUGACUGCAAUUCCAUUCAAAGAUUGGACCUUUCAAAAUUAUAUACUCUUAAAACAUUACAUGCAAGGAAUUGCGAUAAUCUAGUUGAAAUUCAGAGCCAUGAUAAUUUAAAGUUCUUGGAGAACAUAGAUAUAGACCACUGUGGGUCCAUUGAAAGCCUGAUCCUUCCAGAAUUACAGUGUUUGAAGCGAUUCUCUGUUACCCGUUGCCACAAUCUGGUGGAAAUUCGAGGUCUUGAUAGGGCAGAGUUCUUAAAGGCGUUGGAUAUCUCUCAUUGUUGGCCAUUGAAAAGAUUACCAGACCUAUCAUGCUUUGCAACCCUCGAACAGUUGAACAUCAAUUGUUGUCACGAUCUACGUGAUGUUGAGAUUCUCGAGAGAUUCUUGUCUUGCCGAAGCAUAUACAUUACAGGGUGCAUAUCCCUAGAGAAACUACCAGACUUGUCGAACUUUGAAAGCUUAGAGAACUUCGUUCUGAGUUAUUCGCAUAGUGUUACAGAGAUUCCUGGGAUAGAGAAAUCAAGAUCUCUAACAUACAUAGAUAUUGCUGGAUGCAAAUCAAUGGAGACUUUGCCAGACUUGUCGAGAUGUGAGAAGUUACAAUCUCUAGUGGUACGAGAUUGCAAGAAACUGACUCAGCUUCAAGGACUGGAAAAGUUGGAUUUAAAUUUUUUGGAUAUCUCUGGGUGCGACUCAUUGCAAACGUUACCAAAAUUACCAGGAACAAACGUCUUCAGACAUUAUGGGGAGGGAGAUGACUCAGCAGAAACAAUAUCGGCAUCAGCCAUAUCACACGUCUCCAGACUAAAUGAAAGAGGGGGACGUGAACUUGUCUACGAAAAGAAGUAUGUCCCUCAAAUGAUUAUGUUGCGUGAGAAGAGUCAUGUUUCCAUAACAGAGGCUUCUGUACUUUCCAAAUACCUGCAAUUAGAAGGCGUUGGUCAUCUGGUAAAAUCGACACUGGCUCUUGUUGCAGGCAGAGUAGCAGCUUGUGAGGCAAUGAGGAUAUCGGCAAAGAUAUCCUGUUUAGGACAAACGCCUUUAAAUUCUUCAGUGGUGAUUGGAAACCCUGUCAACUUUCUUAUUGUUCCCUCUAGCAUGGAUUCCCAGCAACACACGAUUUAUCUGGGACUGGAUAUCUUGGCUGAGGAAGUUCAAAUUCGAUACCAGAGACCAAUCAAAAUGAAGAAGAAGGUUCGCUGGCCAACUGGAGUAUCCUGA
Messenger RNA from Rhodamnia argentea, 4257 nucleotides. Its product is annotated as TMV resistance protein N-like. Gene Ontology annotation, biological process: defense response; signal transduction. The record is from RefSeq and is a predicted model, not a curated record. Gene Ontology annotation, molecular function: ADP binding. The transcript has 11 exons. Lineage: Eukaryota; Viridiplantae; Streptophyta; Magnoliopsida; Myrtales; Myrtaceae. Bases 1 to 4257 code for a protein of 1418 amino acids.